Cladophialophora immunda is the source of this 3685-nucleotide messenger RNA. RefSeq lists its product as uncharacterized. The record is from RefSeq and is a predicted model, not a curated record. The coding region runs from base 767 to 3169 and encodes 800 amino acids. The transcript is spliced from 2 exons. NCBI's taxonomy places the organism in Eukaryota, Fungi, Ascomycota, Eurotiomycetes, Chaetothyriales, Herpotrichiellaceae.
CGCCUUCUCUCUCACUUGUUGUAUCACCUUCUUCCCACACGUUCGUUUCCGUUCAUUCGCUCGCCGUCCUGUGGUCGUGCUUUCCACUCCUUCUCAAUCUCGUCUUUGUCCUCUCUCGACCUUCUUGGGCUUGUGAAGCGGGAUUCGGUGCAUGUCGCUCGACUCUUCUCUUUAGAUACCCAGACUGCGAUUUUUCCAUUGCAGUGCAAUCCACCCAGGUCGCUCCUUUACACAACCCCUACACGCUCAUUCACGUCUUCGCUCGUUCUACCGCACCCGAUUUUUCUUCGUUCGACACUUCGCGGACCGGUGCCUGCAACUUCUUUGUGCUUUUGAUUGACCCCGACAUCCACCUUGCAACCAGUUUUACGACGUCUGUGGCCCCGGAUUGCGGCUCUUCCCAGUCAAUCCUUAGACAAAGCCAGCGAGUUCUGGCGCUCAUACCACCCAUUGAACCCCGCACAUCCUACGAUUUCUGAAGGAAGAGAGCGCAGGAACGCAGAAGCGCGGUUGGACAGAGGCAGAGACCACAACACUAGUCUUCAGGACUUCUAUCCUCCGGAACAAAGUGAUUUUCAAUAGAUUGGUUGCUUGCAGCGUUGCCAUCAACUUCUCUGGUCUCUCCACAUGCAUGUCAGGAACAUGCCUACACACAUCUAAAGCUGGUUUAACUCCGAGUCCUGCUGAAACGCAGCAGAGGAGUCCAAUACAAGCUUGAACACAUUCAAAUCACCAUCGGAGCCUCGAACAAACAGCAAGAGCUGCCAUGGAUCCUCAACAGCCUCAACCGUCGCAACCCGGUCAUGAAACCCGCUUUCACUACUCCAAACCUAACUAUGCUCAACCUUCACAAUACCAACAGUUCCCUCCACAUCCGUCAGUGAGAGUACCCCCAAAUGUCAAGCUGAGCGCCCGCCAAGUUCCUGCCGGAGUUGGCGUUGCUCCUCCUCCAGUGAGAUUUGACAGUCCUCGCCAACAGCAGCAGAGGCCAACAGGGAACGGGAUGUUGAUCCAAAAUUUCAGAUUUCCGGUCGCCCCACCCAUACCCCCAUCCUCCUCAGGAAGGAGCAGACAAGACCCAUCCCAGUCGCCAGGUCGCAAGUACAAUAUGCAUCAAUCCUACAUGUCAUCAGUAGCGGAUGAAAAUGCUACUCCCGGAACGACUCCCGGAUCAAGAUCAAGAGGCUUCCCAACCCCAACGUCUAAGCGGUAUUCAGGUUCUGUAUAUGCUGAAAGCGAAGCUUUGGGACCUGAAGAUCGAUUUGAUCAAGAUGACUUUGAUCUGGAGUCAGACCGACCGGACUCGGCCGAUCCAAUGCCACAAAUUGUGCGGCAAGCAAGCCUUGGAAAACGAGCAAAGCCUGCCCUUACUACUAUCAGAAAUCGAGACAGCCACAUCGAGCAGAAUAUUCCGGAGGAAUUCCCGGCUCCUCCCACUCACGUCAACAAGAAGGCAACUAUGGAAGCCCUCAGUGCGGCAGUGGCUGCUGGUAUGGGUAGCCAAUUCAUUGGGUCUCGUUCUGGUACCCCUGUCUCGCGAAGUUACACUCCUGUGAGGAUGCCAUUUGACACGUCUCCUCCGUCCUCUCCCUCGGCGGAUAGAGAAUAUCUACAGACUCCAAAAUCUCCGAACACAAUUGCCUCCGGAAUGAUCCUUGCCCAGACACCGGCCUCCGGACAUUCUCAUAGAUCCACGAACAACCUGCUUGGCUUGGGCCUCGAGCAGCCUGCAAUGAGUGAUAAGAUCCCCGCCAGUCGACGGCCGCCUAGAUUGGACAUGGACGCGGUCAGGGAAGCCGAAAGCCGUGGCAGCACAACCAGUCUGGCAGACUUGAUCAGACGAGCAACGAAGCUUGCCGCCAAUCUCGACAGAGGCAAGACAGCAAGUCGCCUAGGCAUGUUGGACAUGUGGGGCAGUGGUGAAAAGAUGGGGGUUAACAAUCGCCAUUCCACCAUGUCAGACAUGCUGUCAGCUUUUCCUGCUCCAGCUAUGGGUGGUACUCCGACAAAAAGAGACACUGCCUGGCCGCUCGGUGAAAAGGGCGAUGGCUACGCGUCAACCACAGAUCUGUCCAAAAGCCAUCCCAGAAAACAACGGCGGAAAUGCUGCGGCCUUUCGUUGCCUGUCUUUAUUAUCGUCCUUGUCGUCAUCAUUGUUCUCAUUGCCGCCGCUGUAUUAAUACCCAUAUUCCUAAUUCUUGUACCAAAGCAACACAAAUCUACCGACCUCACCAACUGCGCUGCCAGCCAUCCUUGUCGAAAUGGAGGAACAAGCAUAGUGAGUAACGACGCUUGCGUCUGUGUCUGCUCCAACGGCUUUACCGGAAACCAGUGUGAAACGCCUGGAAGCACGGCUGAUUGUAUGACCAUUACGUUGAAUGAUGGCAACAACGAGUAUAAAAAUGCAACGAUGGGUCUAUCAAUCCUCCCAUCCUUUUCGGAUGCACAGACGCGGUUCGACAUCGCUCUCAAUGUCUCGACGAUAUUGUCGCUAUUUUCGUCCAACAAUCUGUCGUGCACAGGUGAAAAUUCCUUAGUGGACUUCAACUCAAGCGUCUCGAACUUUGGGUCGAGAAGGACGAGACGAUUCAUCAUGUUACCUGGCUUUGAGCCAAGCCGACCUGUGAUCAACAAACCUCAUCUACCUCAAAUGACUGCACGUGCAGAAGCAGACUGCUCGGAACCGUCCCUCGAGAGGAGACAAGACGGUGGCGUCGCAGGAACUUCAACCUCGAAUGGGAUUGUCUUCCAAGCCAGCUCGCCAACCAUAGGCCCUGUCAGUCCAACAGAAGCUGUGGUGACUGGUGCCUCGACUGUUACAAGCGUGACUGCAACGACGGACGCAGGCUCCGCCACCACGACGCCAACACAAUCCCCAACAACCACGACUAGUGGCGCCUCUGGACCUUCAUCGUCAGCCGUUAGCAGCGAAGAGCUCGACUUUGCGAAAGUCGUCGUUCUCUUCGUCCUCCAAGAAUCUCAAGCCAUGACUGUGGCCGUCAAUGCCCAACAGCGCAUAGACUCGUUCUUCGCUCAACAGGCAAAAGGUAACGCUACGUCUGAAAAGGUGGACGUUGGAAUGGGAAGCUUAGUGCUCACGGCGGAUUUCGACAAAUUCACAAUCACCGAGGGAGAUGGACAGGUCGUAGGGGGCCAGGAAGGUUCAUGAUCGAGAUGAAUGGGAAAUAAGGGGAAGCAAGCAUGGAAGCAGUCCACACCUACCAUGGCUUGCAAAGGAGCGACGUCGUAGGUGGUAUCGCAAUACUAUUUGAAGAUGGACACGCAUUUCUAGCAGGCGCUAUCUGAGGCACGAAAUCAAUGCGUUGGAAAAUGUCAUUGGCUCAGCAUGGGCCAACAGUGUUUGGAAAGAACAGAGGGCGUCAAAUGAGGCAGGUCAUCUUGGCUAGGUACAGCCACGGGAAUGUCUAUGUCCUACUAUUCGCCUCGAAGCUCUUGUAUGAUAUGCUGAGUGGUGGGAGACAAAAUACUUGCUUUGUUUGAGCCGUUCUUGACUUCGAAAUGAUACCUGGACACAAUGGAUGGGGCCAAGUUAGACUUGAUUCACAAUCACUGAACCAACCUUCUUCUUGUACUUUUAUGGAACGUAUGAUACUGUGUUGGGUGUGUUAGCUGUGUUGUUUCGUAGGAAGACUGCGCACUGGCCGCUGAGCGUUGAGGCUAGGAG